AGUCAGUCUUGCUCUUCGUCGCCUUUAUUUUCGAGAAGCGCCAGAGUAACGAUCAGAACAUAACCUUAACGUUUCAUUUAAGACACAAUUGCCGAUCGCGAAAUACCAGGAAUUCCUCGAGAAGAAGCUAAAUCGACAACAUGAAAAUUUUUUCUGACUCAGAUUCAGAUUCAGAAUCGAUGGAGGAGAAUGGAGGUAAAAGAAUGAGGGGCAGAGCUCGUGGCCGAGGUCGUGGACGUACCCGAGGGGGUCGGGCUUCCAGAGGAAGAUCCAAGAAGCAAGUUAAGGUUAUAGAAAGCGAUGAAGAAGAGACUCCGCAACAAGCGGAGGAUACUUCUGCAGAAACAGUUGGUGGGGAACAGAACGAACAUGAACCUCCCGUGACUCAGCCUUCUCUCGAGCAACAGUUUGACUUGGAGGCUGAUAUAUCGCAGCUAGAAGCACCGACUUUCACGACCAUCAACCGUGGACCGCCCGAGCCAAUGUUGCGUUUGAGAUGGGACCAUCGGGUGAAUCUUAUAGGAGAGAAAGUACUGAAUCCUAUGAUACAUUGCUGUGACAAAUGUUUGAAGCCUAUUCUCAUAUAUGGCCGUAUGAUACCUUGUAAACAUGUUUUCUGCCUAUCUUGUGCCAAGAGAGAAGAUAAAGUCUGUCCUCGUUGCAUGGAGAAGGUAUCUAGAGUGGAGCAAACUGGCCUGGGUACUGUAUUCAUGUGUACACAUGGCGGGACAAGAUAUGGAAAUGCUGGUUGCAGGAGAACAUACCUGAGCCAACGAGAUCUACAGGCUCACAUUAACCAUCGGCAUAUUUCGGCGCCACCUCAACCAGUCCAAGGAAUGCAGGUUGAUCCUCCGCAAUAUGUACAUGCUAAACCAGAAAUGGAGUCACAGCUAACGAAGGUGUCCUCCGUGCAGAUGCAAAACACGCGGCUUAAAUCUGUGCAGUCUCACAUGGUUCAACCGAUCAUGGGUAACGAUCCUCGUGUGAACUCACUGGUAAAUCAACAACCAACGUUGGAACAACAUCGGCAACAUAGGCAGCAGCAACAACAGCAACAGCAGCAGCAAGCAAUGAUGUCAAUGCAGAGUUAUGCGCAGAGUACCGCACCGCCACCACCGCCUCCAAAUAACGCUCCUAUGCGAACCAAUCUCAUCACAGUACCAAUCCAGGAUACAACGUCUCUAGCUACGCACGAUCUUCACGCGCAACAGAGUCAUCAUUAUUAUCCGGCGCCACCACCACCGCCUCCGCCGCCACCACCAACAGUUACACCAACCUCCAUACGGCCAUCUCCUACUGGUUAUAUACAGGAACCUCAAUACGGUCCACCACCGUCUCAGCAACAACCGCCACCACCACCACAGCCACAAUGGUCACAACAUCAACAGCAGUUUUAUAGAUAAGAAAGACGAGUGUUGUAAUUUAGUGGUAGAGUAGUCGACGUGAAAAAUGUGAGCCUAUCACUUUAUAUAUAUUUCUAAGUGGAGAAAUAUUUUCUCAAUUUAAAUAACAAAUUGUAAAAAUAUACCCAAGAUUACUCGGUCUGAAUCUAUUGUUCCUAUAUUUCUCUGAAGGGAUCUGAUAACCCCAAUAAAAUGAAAAAAGAAAAAUGUUAUAUUGAUUGUCAUAAACAGCUUAUUGGGGCUUUAUUUAUUAAAUCCCUUGUGAAGAAAAAUUUGGGGAUAUUACAUAAAUGUAUAUAAUUUCCCAAUAUAAUAUACAAUGAUCUAUAUAACGGUGAAUAUUGAAUUGUAAAAUGACAUCCUAUCUACUAUU
Molecule: messenger RNA, 1776 nt
Organism: Trachymyrmex cornetzi
Lineage: Eukaryota; Metazoa; Arthropoda; Insecta; Hymenoptera; Formicidae
Gene: Hakai
Product: E3 ubiquitin-protein ligase Hakai
Exons: 6
Coding region: 141-1403 (420 amino acids)
Biological process (GO): regulation of cell adhesion; protein ubiquitination
Molecular function (GO): ubiquitin protein ligase activity
Source: RefSeq, a predicted model, not a curated record